Messenger RNA from Gloeophyllum trabeum ATCC 11539, 474 nucleotides. RefSeq lists its product as uncharacterized. The transcript has 4 exons. NCBI's taxonomy places the organism in Eukaryota, Fungi, Basidiomycota, Agaricomycetes, Gloeophyllales, Gloeophyllaceae. The record is from RefSeq and is a predicted model, not a curated record. Bases 1 to 474 code for a protein of 157 amino acids.
AUGCUCUCCUCGCUGUGCUCCGGCGGUCUCUCCGGCUCUCUAGGCAAGAUCACGGACGGUCGGACCCCGCUUUGCGAAGAUGGGACGGACCGACGUCCGCCGAGCGGGGUCUCGGCGCUCGGAGGGCUCCUCUCGCUCUCUACACACCCGACGAUCUCGGGACCGCGUGCGCGAAGAUGGGACGGACUGACGGCGGGCGAGCAUGGCAUGGUCCUUGGAGUAACGGGCUGGCGAAAAUGUCGCUGUCUGCGGGAGAUCAAGUCGGCCGUUGGCGAUGUAGAGACGGUUGGCCAUCCGGCGAGCGGGGUUGGCGGGAUGGGCGGCGGGGAUGAGCAGGGAAAGAUCGAGCUGCCGCGAGCGGGGAGGGUUUGGAAGGGACGGCUGUCGAGCAUUCGGGAAGUUGGUUCUACAACGUACCAGAACAUACCGGAACCCUCUGGAACAUUCUGUGACAUCAUAGGUGGAGCUCAGUAG